This is a messenger RNA of Fragaria vesca subsp. vesca, 1350 nucleotides long. RefSeq lists its product as uncharacterized. The transcript is spliced from 2 exons. Lineage: Eukaryota; Viridiplantae; Streptophyta; Magnoliopsida; Rosales; Rosaceae. The coding region runs from base 1 to 1350 and encodes 449 amino acids. The record is from RefSeq and is a predicted model, not a curated record.
AUGAAGAAGAUUGCUGUGGAUUUUUUCAGUGAUCUCUUCUCUCAGUCAGUGCUUGAUGAUAUUAGGAUUACCAUUCCUUGGCUCUUUCCCUUUAUUGAUCAACCCAGAUUUGAUGAUACCAUUAAACCUGUCUCUCUUGAUGAAGUGAAAUCUGCUCUUUUCUCUAUUGGUGGUUUGAAAGCUCCUGAUCAUGAUGGUUUCUCUACUAUUUUCUUUCAACACCAUUGGCAUUUGCAUUCUUCUGAAAUUUUUCAAGUUGUUCAAGAAGCGUUUUGCACUUCUUCUAUCCCUGCUGGCCUAAAUCAUACAAUAAUUGCUCUUAUUCCUAAAGUGGAUGGUCCCCAGCACAUGAUCAACUUUAGGCCUAUUAGUCUUUGUACCACUGUGUACAAGAUUAUUUCUAAGAUUAUUGUUGCCAGAAUUAAACAUUUGAUGCAAGAUUUGAUUAGUCCAAAUCUGGUUAGCUAUGUGCCUGGGAGGAAUAUUUCAGACAAUAUUCAGAUAGCUCAAGAAAUGUUUUUCAAGUUUAAAAAGUCCAGUGGUAAGACUGGUUUCUUUGCCUGGAAAAUUGAUCUGUCAAAAGCUUAUGACAGGCCAAGAGAGGCAUUAGGCAAGGUGGCCCUCUCUUCAUAUAUCUUUGUUCUGUGUGUGGAAAAGCUUUCCCAUUUAAUUCAAUCUGCAAUUGAUUAUGGCUAUUGGAAAGCUGUUAAAGCCUCUCAAUCUGGACCUAAAAUUUUGCAUCUCUUCUUUGCUGAUGAUCUUAUCCUGUUUGUUGAAGCCUCUUCACAGCAAACUUCCCUUCUCAAGACUUGUUUGGAUAAUUUUUGUGCUCUCUCUAGACAAACUGUGAGUUUUGAGAAAUCUUUAGUGUUCUGCUCACCCAACACUUCCAAGUCUACUGCUUCUUUGAUCAGCAAUGUGUGUGGAUCCCCUCUCACUUGUGAUCUUGGCAAGUAUUUAGGUAUGCCUCUCAUUUAUGAUAGAGUCAAUAAGUGUACUUAUGCUGGUUUAUUUGACAAAGUUCAGAAAAGGCUCUUUAGUUGGAAAAGUAAGGUUUUAAGCUUUGUUGGUAGACUUACUUUGGUGCAAUCAGUUACUUCAGCUAUUCCUAUGUAUGCAAUGCAAACAGCUAAGUUUCAUGUUAAUCUUUGUGACAAACUUGAUAAACUAAAUAGAGACUUCAUUUUGAGUGAUGUUGAAAACAAGAAAAGGGUUCAUCUUGUGAACUGGGACACUAUCUGUCAACCUAAGUAUUUAGGUGGAUUAGGGGUCAAGAAAACUGCUGAUAUUAAUCAGGCUAUCCUCUCUAAGAUUGGUUGGAGAAUUUUCCAACAUGAUAAUGGUCUCUGA